AUGGUGCUCCUGUUACCUCUCAUCAUUGCAUUAGCAGUGAUGCACAGUGAUGCUCGUUUCCACACUUACCAGAGAAUGAUUGGCUGUGAGUUACUGGAGGAUGGAAACACCACGGGGUUUCUCCAAUAUGCAUAUGACGGACAGGAUUUCAUUAUCUUCAGUAAAGAUACCCUCUCCUGGAUAGCUAUGGACAAUGUGGCUCACAUCACCAAGCGGGCAUGGGAGGCCAAUCAGCAUGAGCUACAAUAUCAAAAGAAUUAGCUGGAAGAAGAAUGUAUUGCCUGGUUAAAGAGAUUUCUGGAGUAUGGGAAAGGUACCCUACAAAGGACAGAAUCAGAAACUAUGCUUCUGGCGAUGAAAGCGGUUGGGUUCAUUGUCCCCGCCACUGUCCUGUCUGGAGUUGGUGUCGUAGCCUGGCAAAGGAAGCCCUGAGAGCAAAAUGGAGUUGUCUACCUUCCUACACCAGAUCACUGA
This is a messenger RNA of Lagenorhynchus albirostris (white-beaked dolphin), 474 nucleotides long. Its product is annotated as major histocompatibility complex class I-related gene protein. Gene Ontology annotation, cellular component: external side of plasma membrane. The record is from RefSeq and is a predicted model, not a curated record. Gene Ontology annotation, biological process: immune response. NCBI's taxonomy places the organism in Eukaryota, Metazoa, Chordata, Mammalia, Artiodactyla, Delphinidae. The transcript is spliced from 4 exons.